This is a messenger RNA of Penicillium cataractarum, 762 nucleotides long. RefSeq names its product SDR family oxidoreductase. NCBI's taxonomy places the organism in Eukaryota, Fungi, Ascomycota, Eurotiomycetes, Eurotiales, Aspergillaceae. Gene Ontology annotation, molecular function: oxidoreductase activity, acting on NAD(P)H, oxygen as acceptor. The transcript is spliced from 4 exons. The coding region runs from base 1 to 762 and encodes 253 amino acids. Gene Ontology annotation, cellular component: intracellular anatomical structure. The record is from RefSeq and is a predicted model, not a curated record.
AUGUCAGCCAAGACUAUCAUUGUUACAGGUGCCUCUCGAGGUAUCGGUCUUGCCAUUGCCAAGUACCUUCUCACAGCUCCCCAGGCACACAAUGUCGUCGUGGUGGCCCGCAGCGUCGAGCCUCUCCAAAAGCUGAAGGAGCAGUACAGCAAGCAGGUUGAGGUGGUGAACGGCGACCUGGCUGACUUCUCUCUCGCCCAAAAGGCAGUUGAUGCCGCCCUCAAAUCCUUCGGUCAGCUUGACGGAGUGGUGCUGAACCACGGCAUCCUGGGCCAGGUCGGCAAGAUUGCCGCUGCCGAUAUUGACCAGUGGAAGAAAGACUUUGAUGUCAACUUCUUUAGUCUGGUUGCUUUCACUAAAGCAGCUCUCCCGGCUCUUCGCGAGUCCAAGGGCAAGAUUAUCUUCACUUCCUCUGGUGCCGCAGUAUCCGGUUACCGUGGCUGGGGUCUCUACGGAGCUACCAAGGCCGCAAUGAACCACUUCGCCAUGAGCUUGGGCAAUGAAGAGCCCGAUGUCACCUCUAUUGCCAUCCGGCCUGGCAUGGUCGACACCGAGAUGCAGCGGGAGCUGCGUGAGGACCACGCCACAAACCUCGAUGCCGAGAUGCACUCCAAAUUUGCAGGUGCCCACAAGGAUGGCAAGCUUGUCAAGCCCGAGCAGCCGGGUCAUGUUAUGGCCAAGCUGGUGCUUGACGCACCCAAGGACCUUAGCGGCCGGUUCUUCUCAUGGAACGACAAGGAGCUAGACUCUUUCCAGGGAUAG